This is a messenger RNA of Talaromyces proteolyticus, 1279 nucleotides long. RefSeq names its product alcohol dehydrogenase. The transcript has 5 exons. Lineage: Eukaryota; Fungi; Ascomycota; Eurotiomycetes; Eurotiales; Trichocomaceae. The record is from RefSeq and is a predicted model, not a curated record. The coding region runs from base 1 to 975 and encodes 324 amino acids. Gene Ontology annotation, molecular function: oxidoreductase activity.
AUGGCCAUCCCAGACUCCUACAAGGCCUUUCGACGUGCACCGGGUGAGAAUGCUCAAAUUAUCCUUCCGGUCGUCGAACGCAUCCCCUUGCUUCGGCCGACGGAUGUCCUAAUUCGAGUGCAUGCUGUAUCUUUAAAUUACAGGGACGUUGGUAUGCUGCGUGGAAAUUAUCCAAUAUCCGUAAAGGAUCAAGGCAUCCCUGCGUCCGACUGUGCUGGAGAAGUAGUUGAUCUAGGGUCCGCAGUGACUCAGUACAUUGAAAACCCAGACCCUGAAGGCAAGGUUGCUCAACUAGGUGGAAAUGUGGACGGGGUACUGUGUCAGUAUGCUGUGUUUGACGAGAGCGCUGCUUGCAUAACCUGCGCAGGGACAACGGCUUGGAAUUCCUUGCAAAUGAACGAAAGUAAUGACUUUGAAAGAACUGCAUUAAUGCUCGGGACCGGAGGCGUGAGUAUGUUUGCACUGGUGAUCUGCCUAGCUGCUGGUAUUCAUCCGAUUAUUACGUCGUCUUCGGAGAAGAAGUUACAGGAUAUCGCAGCCCUUGAUCCAGAUGGGACCAUUGAUUCUAUCAAUUAUCGUGAUUACCCUGACUGGGACGAAGAGGUCCUUCGGAUGACGUCUGGAAAGGGCGUUGACACUGUGCUUGAGACCGUGGGAGACACAAGUUUUCAGAAAAGUGUUACCGCCAUGACCACCCGCGGUACUAUAUCCUGGAUUGGGUUUCUGGGUGGACAGCAACUCAAUGACCUUGUGGAAGUUUUGGGGCGGCUCUUCCUAAAAGUUGGGACACUCAAGGCAAUUCAGGUCGGGUCGAAAAUAGAUCAACAAAAACUUUGUCAGUUCCUAGCAACGAGAAAGGUAUCCCUAAAAUCUAUCAUUGGAAAGAGAUUUCAUUUUGAGGAAUCCCCUGAAGCUUUUGAUUAUCUCUGUUCUGGAGACUGUGUCGGAAAGGUUGUCAUUUCUGUAUCUCAUUAAGGCCAUGGUUGUAAGAAAAAUUAUUAUCAUGGUUCCUGACGCUAUUGAUACCCUCCACAAUUGUGAACACUAAAAGCACACCUCUCGAAGGGGUGCUCACGGAGUAGGUUUUGUAAUAAGCUCUGCGGCGUUAGUUCGAAACUUUUAUUUGGCAUGAUUGAAGGAUGUAUGUGCGGACUAUAUAGCUCUUAUUUGGCCUAAAGGAAGAGUUAAUUCUAGGAAGUAAGCUGAAUCAAGAAUAUUGGAGGAACUAGAGAAGUGGUGGGAGGACGGACAAUAAGAGUCAGAAAAGGUCUGAGUACGC